GAAAACAAAAACCGAUCUGGUCAACCAACAUGGAGGAAGUUCAAGAGUCUCAACCACAAUCAAAACCAGGUCAAGAAAAUAAUGUAGAUGAAGUGAUUGAUGAAAAUUCUGAAUAUGAAAAAGGGGAAACACCAGAAGAAUUAUUGAGUAGUCCUCCAAAAGUUGAUUCUGAAGUUGAAGUUCUUCAUGAGAAGGUUACAAAACAAAUUAUUAAGGAAGGUCAUGGUCAGAAACCUUCCAAGUAUUCAACAUGCUUCUUCCAUUACAGGGCAUGGUCUGAGAACACGGAGCACAAAUUUGAAGAUACAUGGCAGGAGCAACGACCAACUGAGAUGGUAAUAGGAAAAGAGAAGAAAGAAAUGACUGGCUUGGGCAUUGGGGUGGCAAGCAUGAAAGCGGGGGAGCGAGCAUUGUUGCGUGUAAGCUGGGAAUUAGGAUAUGGACAGGAAGGAAGCUUUUCAUUUCCAAAUGUUCCACCAAUGGCAGAUUUAGUUUAUGAAGUUGAGCUCAUUGGUUUUGAUGAAACAAAAGAUGGAAAAGCUCGCAGUGAUAUGACUGUAGAGGAACGGAUUGGGGCAGCGGAUCGGAGAAAGAUGGAUGGAAAUGUUCUGUUUCAGGAAAAUAAACUAGAGGAGGCCAUGCAACAGUAUGAAAUGGCCAUAGCUUAUAUGGGAGAUGACUUCAUGUUCCAGUUGUUUGGGAAGUAUAGGGAUAUGGCUCUGGCUGUAAAGAAUCCAUGCCAUCUUAACACGGCGGCCUGUCUGAUUAAGCUGAACCGCUAUGAAGAAGCUAUAGGACAAUGCAGCAUUGUAUUAAGUGAGGACGAGAGCAAUUUGAAGGCUUUAUUUAGGAGAGGUAAGGCUAGAGCAGCACUCGGGCAGACAGAUGCUGCCAGGGAAGAUUUUCUAAAAGCGCGCAAGCAUGCCCCUGAAGAUAAAGCAAUUGCAAGAGAAUUGAAGCUACUUGCUGAACAUGAUAAAGCUAUUUAUCAAAAGCAGAAAGAGAUCUAUAAAGGAAUAUUUGGACCAAGACCUCAACCAGUACCGCAGAAAAGGAAUUGGUUCAUAGUUGUUUGGCAGUGGUUGGUUUCAGUGUUUCAUAACUUUAUCACACUUUUCAACCGUGAAAAAAAGCACAAAGACGACUAAUUCAGUUGUUAAACAUCAAGACCAUUGUUGUAUCGAGAAUUGCUUAUGUGCAUCCUACGAAAGGCUACAACAUUUUGUGCUACUGAGGAAACAAUUCUAGUUUUACUAUUUUAUCUAUGCUAGUUAUGUUGGCAAAAUCUCUAAGCUGUAUUUCACUCUUCCAUAGAGUAAAUCAUGUUUGACAAUACUAUCAAUCUGUUCUAAGAUUUUGAUAGUUUGUUGGUUAAUUUAAUAUAAAAAUGUUCUGUUUAAGUGCCUCCCUAACCUUGUAUUUGCCACCAACACACAUGUAACUGACAUGUACCUUAUUUACCAAAUAAAUUAGCCUUGAACCUUCUCUA
Molecule: messenger RNA, 1489 nt
Organism: Medicago truncatula (barrel medic)
Lineage: Eukaryota; Viridiplantae; Streptophyta; Magnoliopsida; Fabales; Fabaceae
Product: peptidyl-prolyl cis-trans isomerase FKBP42
Exons: 8
Coding region: 30-1148 (372 amino acids)
Molecular function (GO): peptidyl-prolyl cis-trans isomerase activity; protein binding
Source: RefSeq, a predicted model, not a curated record